This is a messenger RNA of Dioscorea cayenensis subsp. rotundata (Guinea yam), 357 nucleotides long. RefSeq lists its product as uncharacterized. The transcript has a single exon. Lineage: Eukaryota; Viridiplantae; Streptophyta; Magnoliopsida; Dioscoreales; Dioscoreaceae. The coding region runs from base 1 to 357 and encodes 118 amino acids. The record is from RefSeq and is a predicted model, not a curated record.
AUGCCAAGGUAUGCAAAAUUCCUGAAGGAGUUGCUCACAAACAAGAUGAAGCUUGAGGAAGUGCCCUCUAUUACAUUUAGUGAAGAGUGCUUAGCUUUACUCACCAACAAGCUCCUCAAGAACGAAAAAGACCUAAGGGGAUUUAUCAUUCCUUGCACUAUUGAGGGGCUUGUGGAUGAUAAAACUUUAGCUGAUCUUGGGGUGAAUAUCAAUCUGAUACCCUAUAGAAUUUUCCAAAAGUUAGGACUUGGGGAACCAAAGUCCAUGACAAUGACACUACAGUUGGACGGUAGGUCCAUCCAUCAACCAAGAGGAAUUAUUAAAGACUUUGUGAUCCUUGAUGUUGAUGAGAAGUGA